AGACUCUUAUUUUUGAAAGAAGCAACCCCAUGCGUCAAUUCCGGUUGUCGAAUAACAUCAACCCGGAGCUGCGCCUGUGAGCUAACGCUUCAUCUAUUGUCAGUGUAUUUUCCUCGGCACACACAGAGAAAAAGCAUGUCAGAUACGGAGACAAAACCAUCCAGCCAAGACGGAGGGGAUAAAAAAGAUGGAGAGUACAUCAAAUUAAAAGUGAUUGGUCAGGACAGCAGUGAAAUCCACUUUAAGGUGAAAAUGACAACACAUCUAAAGAAGCUGAAGGAGUCAUACAGCCAGAGACAGGGCGUCCCAGCGAGCACGCUAAGGUUUUUGUUUGAAGGACAGAGAAUCGCAGACAACCAGACUCCCAAAGAGCUGGGAAUGGAGGACGAGGACGUCAUCGAGGUGUAUCAAGAACAGACUGGCGGACUUUGGAACGAUUAAACCUCCCACAUUUCUAAAUCCUUUUAUUUCUUUCUCUUUUACUUAUUUUGUAUUUUAUUUUUUAUGUAUGUACGUAUUUUUGUUCAGUUUCAAACCAUCUGGAUCAAAAUGGACUCAAUUAGGGCUUCCGCGUGUGUGGGCAGGCUGGCAAACAGGCUGAGGACAUGGACCACCGGUUCUCUGAAGUGCAGGGAUGAAUUCAGCCCACAUUUACCAAGAAAAACGUUCUUUUUCCUUCCUGUUUUUAAUCAUCCUUGUAGUUAUAUCAGAAGAAAUAAAUGAUCCUAUAAUAAGCAGCUGCAGAAAAAGGAAUAGUUCACGCAGAAUGAAAAGGUUUGCUCUGUUUCAGUUCACCCCUCGAGUUUCAGGUUUCCUUGUUAAUCUCUAUUUUGAGUACUCGCUGUUUUUUGUUCGGUAUGGGAUUUGAUAGUUUGAAGGUUUGAGUUGAUCAUCUUCUUUUGAAUGUGCCCCACCUCUUUACCAAGAUAGAUUAAAUGUAACUCCUCCUGACAAAAGGUUGGAGCAAGCUGUCAAGUUUAGCAGGUUGGAUUGUUUCUGAUCGUGCUGAGAAUGCCCGAUUUGAGGUCUUAUGCUAUUUGCCUUCUAUAAUCCAGUAAACAUGGAUCUUUGGAGUAAAAAAUUUGCCUAUAUCCUUUAUAUUUGUACAUUACACAGUACAUACACAAGCAGUUUACUUGGGUUAUAUUGGAAAAGAAACUAAAUAUUGGGGUUGUAGCCACCAUGGGAUCACCAUAUUUGGUCAGUGGGGUGGAGUACCAUAUCCUCAGUUUGGUUAGGAAGCUGAAACACAUGCUGUAUUAACACCUGGCGUUAACAUGCGACCCACAUCUGGUUGCUGUCACUCACAACGGCUCAAUUUAUGAUUGAAUUAUAAUCAUGAUCAUUUAUUACAGUACCCCAGCUUUAGAAACAUCAUCUAUUUGUUUUACUUUUAAGACAAAUCUCAUCUAUUUCAGUCAAAUUCAAGUCAAAUUCAAACAUGCAGAAUUUAGUUUUCAUCACCAGGGGGCAGUGUUUUAUUUCUUUUUAGUCCUGUCACCAUUUCCUCAGAGGCUUUCUCUGUUUGUUAAGAAAAAAGUUUUCUUAAUAAUUUAUCUGACUAAACAAAGGCCACACUGACUCACUGCACCCAUAUUGUGGUAGAAACUGGUAUAAUGUCAAAGUACAGCUCAGCCCUAGUUCAGCCUCAGUUGACAUCUUAUAAACACAACACGCAGGACUUGUUUCUUUACAUUCUGAGGGAGCUUUUGGGUCAUUUUAAACAGAAUAAUUUAAAUUAACCACCUUUAAAGGGAAAUUAUGAGGCUUAUGAAGCAGGCCACAUUUUUUUGGGAUCUUUCACUGUAUGGAAAACUGAGACAUGAUGUUCAGCAUCUGUUGGAUGAUUCAGUACGUGUGAAGCAUCUGAGAAACGCACAAAAAAAAGCGUGGUGAUAGUCAGGGAUUUCUGGAUGAACUGUUCCUUUUAAGCUUUCAUUUUCAUGUUUGGGGAGAAAAGAAACAGGUUAGAUGUUUCAUUCCACAUGUUUUGUGUGACAUUCAGGGCUCAUAAACAGCUGGAUUAGUGGACAGUCCACCAUAAGAAGUGGACAACAUAAGAGUUUGUGUUGAUCAUCCUCCGUGUGCCAUGUUUCUUAAACUGCACCAUGUUGUAAGAUGAUAAUAACCAACCUGAAAUGAAACUACUUCAGAUUUGAACCCAUUUUUAAAUGACUUUUACGUGUAUAUGUUGUAUUCAGUAUUAGUGUGUGUGAAUGAUAUGCCAUGUAUAUCUCCAGUGUCUUUAUUUUAAUAUGUUCAAGGGUUUCAUUCUGUAAUUAUGUAUGAAAAUAUAAACCUGUUAUAGACACGUUUUACUCGCUGACAGUCACAGAGAUUUUUGAAGUCCUCUGGCAGUUUUGUGCAAAGAAAGGUCUUCUGCUGUGGUGUCGGCGCGUGUUUUUAAAGCUUUUCUUUCCUGGUUUUGGAAUGAAACUCUUAAUCUGUGUACUGUAUGAAGUUCCUCCUGAAGGUAAACGCAGCCCCAGAGCUCUGGCUCACAUUUAAAUCAGGUUAAAGCAGCACCUCAGAGUUCAUAGUAGAAAAACAACGUUAAAUAAAGUAAUGAUCAGUGGCUGUCAUUCCCCAGAGGUGUGUGCAUAAAAAAAAAAUAGGUAGAUGAGAUUUUCUCAACCUGGCCGGCUGUUUGAAAUUUGUCCUUUUUGUGCAUUGGUGAUAUAUCUGCUCCACCCAAACUCCACCCAGACGUACAGGGCUGUGA
Molecule: messenger RNA, 2722 nt
Organism: Oreochromis niloticus (Nile tilapia)
Lineage: Eukaryota; Metazoa; Chordata; Actinopteri; Cichliformes; Cichlidae
Gene: sumo1
Product: small ubiquitin like modifier 1
Exons: 5
Coding region: 136-441 (101 amino acids)
Molecular function (GO): protein binding
Source: RefSeq, a predicted model, not a curated record